GCAGCCUUGCUGCAAAUGUGCAUUUUCGUGAACGUCCGGUUUAAAAUAAGUAAAUUUUUCUUCGGACUUCCAGUCACUUCCGUUCUGGAAGAAUUUCUUUUCUGUUGUUUUCAAGUUUUUUUAGCGCGAAUCAUCGCAGAAAAAAAUUUUUUGAGAACCUUAGACCCCUUUUCUUCUUUUGCUCUCUCUUACUUCUAAACUUGAGCAAUGGCUGCCGCGGCUCGCCAAAUCACGAAGUUCAAGCCCCUUUUCGAUCGAGUUUUGGUCGAACGAUUUGCUGCGGAAACAAAGACGAAAUCCGGCAUUAUGUUGCCUGAGAAGGCUCUUGGGAAGGUUCUUGAUGCGACGGUGGUUGCCGUGGGUCCUGGUUCCCGAAACGACGAAGGCAAAACAAUUCCUCCUAGCGUGAAAACCGGAGACCGGGUACUUCUUCCGGAAUACGGAGGCACCAAAGUUGAAAUUGAUAAUAAGGAAUAUUUCCUCUUCAGAGAUACCGACAUCUUAGGAUGUUUCAGUGAUGCCGAAAAGUGCAGAACCAGUUCAGAAUGAAAUCUGAUCGAGGGCUAGUGGGUUCUUAUUGUGUCUUUUACAAGACUUGCGUGUUUGCUGAACACAGACAACUAAAAAUCUCUGUGAAAAUUUGCAUUGACUUGUUGAAUGAAUAGAGAAACCAAA
Molecule: messenger RNA, 675 nt
Organism: Paramacrobiotus metropolitanus
Lineage: Eukaryota; Metazoa; Tardigrada; Eutardigrada; Parachela; Macrobiotidae
Product: 10 kDa heat shock protein, mitochondrial-like
Exons: 5
Coding region: 208-549 (113 amino acids)
Cellular component (GO): mitochondrial matrix
Molecular function (GO): protein-folding chaperone binding; protein folding chaperone; metal ion binding
Source: RefSeq, a predicted model, not a curated record